Botrytis byssoidea is the source of this 258-nucleotide messenger RNA. RefSeq lists its product as uncharacterized. Gene Ontology annotation, cellular component: mitochondrion. The record is from RefSeq and is a predicted model, not a curated record. The transcript is spliced from 4 exons. Gene Ontology annotation, biological process: respiratory electron transport chain. Lineage: Eukaryota; Fungi; Ascomycota; Leotiomycetes; Helotiales; Sclerotiniaceae. Bases 1 to 258 code for a protein of 85 amino acids.
AUGUCUUCUUCAACAAGUCUGAGGAGAGAGGUAAUUGGGAUUUAUAAAGAACUCCUCAACCUCGGGCGUUCCUACCCCCUCGGCUACACCUAUUUCCGCACCCGUUUACAUCGCGCCUUCAUGAGCAAUUCUCAUUUGACGACUGCGGCUGAGAUACGCGCGGCGAUUGAACGGGCUGCGUUUGUGAGAAAGGAAAUUGAAGCAUUGUACUAUCUUAAAAGGUAUCGAGCGCUUCGCCAAAGAUACAAAGAAGGAUGA